AUAGAUGGGGCUGCAGCUGCAUCUUCUUGGCAAUCAUGACACCCCUUAUGUCAUCAUUACAAUUCUUGAAAUUAAACUCUCCCCUCCCAACUUAUGUACAUCUCAGCCCACCACAUGGGUGCAUAUUUAACACAAUCUUGACAACUACUUUCUUCUUACACUUAUCCCAUAAUUUCUAUGAUCUCUCCAUUCAUCUUCCUCAACCAUAAAACAGCAUUCAAACACCAAACCCUUCUUGCAAACCUCAACAUGUGCAUAGGUUGCAAUGAACAGACACAAGCACACAAACUUCACUUCUUCCCAAGAAAACCAAAGCGAAUUAGGGUUCGUGUUCUCAGCCUGUCAGGGUAUGAUCGCAGAAGGAAGCCACGGGACGUCGAAAAGGCCGGCACCGACAUGGAACUGCAGAACUUGAAGCUCUACAUGGAGAACAUAAGCAUUCUAGAAGAGAACGAGAAGUUGAGGAAGAAGGCCUGUCUGCUCCACCAAGAGAACCUGUCUUUGAUGUCUGAAUUCCGGAAGAGAUUUUCCAAGUGUGAGUUUGUGUCCAUGAUUCUCAAUACACAUAUGCUUAGCAAAGAACAACAACAUGUGAAUGAUGACAGGAACUAACACUUGAUCAUAUCUCAGUGUGUUGUUUUAUGUAAUUUACUGCUUUUUGUGGGUUUUGGGUUGUGUCAGAAAUGGAAUAACUGAGAGGAAAUCGAUCAGAUUUAUUAUAUA
Messenger RNA from Sesamum indicum (sesame), 723 nucleotides. The record is from RefSeq and is a predicted model, not a curated record. Lineage: Eukaryota; Viridiplantae; Streptophyta; Magnoliopsida; Lamiales; Pedaliaceae.